Engraulis encrasicolus (European anchovy) is the source of this 2091-nucleotide messenger RNA. Its product is annotated as ubiquitin-conjugating enzyme E2 D2-like. NCBI's taxonomy places the organism in Eukaryota, Metazoa, Chordata, Actinopteri, Clupeiformes, Engraulidae. Gene Ontology annotation, biological process: protein K48-linked ubiquitination. The record is from RefSeq and is a predicted model, not a curated record. The transcript has 7 exons. The coding region runs from base 413 to 856 and encodes 147 amino acids. Gene Ontology annotation, molecular function: ubiquitin conjugating enzyme activity. Gene Ontology annotation, cellular component: nucleus.
CCGUAAACCAAUGAGUUCCUGCACACCACCGCCCUUUUCUUUUACGUGAUUUGUGGUGGGCGGAAUGAUAUAGUUCGUAGUAGCCUGGGUGUGUAGUUCCGGUCGUAAGCGGACAUUUUGUCGAUUGAAAGCAAAGGAUAGACACCGGAGAAGUGGGUUGGAUUGGGGACGGUGCCGCACUGUGCGCCCCUAGGUUGUGUUUGAAGUUUGCGAGUACCACGCUGUGAGAUUGCUACCGCAAAGGGGUGGCAAGUUGGUUUAAAGUUAACAUUUUUUUGAAAACGCCGACUAGGCGCUCAGAAGAUAGACAUUUAGCCGUGUUUAUAAACGAAACUCCUCUGGCUAGCUAGCUGCGACAGGCUAGCGCACAACGACCUGAGCUUUUCCACUGACGUUAAUUGGCAUUGAAAGUAUGGCUUUGAAACGAAUUCACAAGGAACUGAACGACCUGGCUCGCGACCCACCAGCACAGUGUUCGGCCGGACCAGUUGGAGAUGACAUGUUUCAUUGGCAAGCUACUAUUAUGGGGCCUAAUGACAGUCCAUACCAAGGGGGUGUAUUUUUCUUGACAAUCCAUUUUCCCACAGAUUACCCUUUUAAACCACCCAGGGUCGCAUUCACCACGAGAAUUUAUCACCCCAAUAUUAACAGUAACGGCAGCAUCUGCCUGGAUAUUUUAAGAUCUCAGUGGUCGCCCGCAUUAACUAUCUCUAAAGUUCUUUUGUCCAUUUGUUCUCUGUUAUGUGAUCCCAACCCUGACGACCCCUUAGUGCCAGAGAUCGCCCGAAUCUACAAAACAGACACUGAAAAAUACAACAGAAUAGCUCGGGAAUGGACCCAGAAGUAUGCCAUGUGAAACCCCCUGUUCUAAUAAGGACCGCACCCACCUUAUUAUUUGAAGAAAUGUUUACUUCUGUUGCCCCACCUUUUUUCUUUUUUUUCUGUCUUUUUUUGUCUUUCCCAAAUGUUUGCCCCCACCUCCCACUGAUUAAUUGUUUAUACCGUCAUCUUCCUCACUGAAGAUGAAAAACAAAAUUAAGUGGUUUUAGUGUUUUGUUUUUGUCCUCACAAGGGGAUGACUUUUUUUUUGUUUUUUUUUGUUUUUUUGCAAGCAGCACUUUGUCCCGACACCCCCUCUUUUUUUUUUUGGUUCUUGUUGUCGUUUUCAAAGGCCCCCUAUGGGACUGCGCUCUUCACAAAGCAUGUGUGUUACCUGGCCACCGCCAACCCUUGUGGAAAAAAAAACAUGUAGAAACCUUGCCAACAAACAAGUGGCCGCAAAACAGAAAAACACAAGAAGAAAAUAAUCAAAUUGCAGAAGCGCUUCAACUGCUGGGACCUUUACAAGGUGCAAUUCUCAACCUGUUGAGACUGACUCUCUCUCUCUCUCUGUCUCUCUCUCUGUCUCUCUUUCUCUCUGUCUCUCUCUCUCUGUCUCUCUUUCUCUCUUUCUCUCUCACACACACACACACAUAUUGUAUCGUUCCUUUUGGAACAACCUCUGAGUUGGUGCUCAAGCAUUAUCAUUCAGUGUGCUUCUACAAUAGCAAUCAUGAAUGAUAAUAAUAACUGAUCUGUGAACAGAAAACAAUCAAUCACACCAGUAACUGACUGUUCCCGAGGUAGACAAGAGCUGCUCGUCUUACUGUAUCAGCGGUUAAGGAAAGGAAAGCAAAGCGGGAAAAAACACAAAAGAUAUCUAUAUAUUUUAUGCAUGUAAAUUAAAAGGUAAUUAAAAAAAAUGAAAGAAAGAAAAAAAUGUUUGUAUGUUCUGCUGAAAUGUGAUGUGUGCAAAUGGGAAAGGUGGAGGAGUCCCUUGUUUUUUGUCAACUUUUUUUUUUUUUUUUUUUUUUUUUGGUUAUUCCUUUUUUUCCUGUGUCACCUUUUGACCUCCACCUUGUUUUCUUUUGGCCCCUCUCUGUGUUGUUUUAGGAUCCUUGGAGCUCUUAGUUCAUCUGUCCUCCACCACCACACUGUCCACUUUGCACUGAAUAGUCCAUACAAUUUUUUUGGGGGGGCGACUGAUUAACUAAUAGCUCUUUGUUAUUAUUUUUCUCAAUAAAGUUUUAAAAAAGUGAACAAAAUCAGAAA